AACCACCUCAAAUUCAGGGGGGAGGUUACCUCCUUUCUUCCCCAUGCGCACUCCCGACAUCAUCUCCCGGAGAAUUUAGCCUCCCACGAGUUCUGAUAGGGCGACCAACGCAGAUGAACCACCUGGACACAAGCCCGAUGCAGCCCGAUGCAGCCCGAUGUGCUAUUAUUUCGGAAAAAAAAAAACAAGGUAAAUCAACGUCAACCACCAAUAAAUUACAAACCUGGAAAGCAGACAUCUGAAAGAGCCUACUCAAUAGGGAAGGGGUCCAUCGCCCGAACCGGCCCAGCAGGCGGCAUCUGGCAGCAUCCGCAGCCCCGUGUGGCCAACAGGGAGCUGCCAUCGUCCGAUCUCCCUGCACUUUCGAUCUGCACACUCGGCACUCCAUCGACAAAGAUCGGGCAAUUCCCAUCGCACAAAGACGCACCGCACCCGACCUAUCCAAUCUCCGAGGUCCCGCCUGCCGAUGAGGCGCAGGGUCGUGCGACCAUCGGCCAGCAGGCAACCGGGCACGCAGAUUGCAGAUUGCAGACUGCAGGCUGCAGGCACCAGGCACCUGGCACCUGGCACCUGGCACCUGGCACCUGGCAAAUGAGUGGAGUUCAGGGUCCUCGCUAAGGAUUAGGCAGGCGGCGGCUACGUGCUGCUAUAAUCUUCGGUCCCGUCAUGGCACCGGGAUCAGCCGCCAAACGGAACCACAGGACCGGGUCCAUCGACCCAGCUGUGCUUGACAUUUUCCCCAUCGGGGAAACCGUUGACCAUCGGAGCAGAAAGGAGGAUAU
Molecule: messenger RNA, 782 nt
Organism: Aspergillus heteromorphus CBS 117.55
Lineage: Eukaryota; Fungi; Ascomycota; Eurotiomycetes; Eurotiales; Aspergillaceae
Exons: 1
Coding region: 148-618 (156 amino acids)
Source: RefSeq, a predicted model, not a curated record